Molecule: messenger RNA, 3469 nt
Organism: Oncorhynchus tshawytscha (Chinook salmon)
Lineage: Eukaryota; Metazoa; Chordata; Actinopteri; Salmoniformes; Salmonidae
Gene: gng12b
Product: guanine nucleotide binding protein (G protein), gamma 12b
Exons: 4
Coding region: 635-853 (72 amino acids)
Biological process (GO): G protein-coupled receptor signaling pathway
Cellular component (GO): heterotrimeric G-protein complex
Molecular function (GO): G-protein beta-subunit binding
Source: RefSeq, a predicted model, not a curated record
CUACAAUUAAAACCGGAAGCUACCCGUAUCGUUUUGCGAACACUUCUACAUGCCGUGUUGCAUUAUUCAAGUGUGUUCAUUUCUGUGCAGCAUAAGUAGGGAGCUAACAAUGCAGCCCAGACAGCUCUAGCAAUGAAUGGAGUGGAGCAGGCACUUCUCUUCACUCUGAAGGGGCUGCAUUUAUACACAGACUUGAUCCUCUCAAUCACGUGAAACACAUUUGACAGAAGUAUCGAAUGUAAUUUUUUUGUAUUGAAAUUCUAAGUUUUGGUAUACCCACGCAACGCUAAGACCAAUGCAGACUUCCCAUGUGUGUGGGUUGUGCAACCACUUUCGUCUAUGCCAGUGAUUGUGCGUUAGCUUGUUCGUAGGUUGUUGGUUGAGUAGUAAAUUGCAGAUUACCCUCCGACUUUCACGUUUGGAAAGUUACUCUGGAGAGGAAGGACAGUAAGAGUAACAGCUGCGUCUAGCCACGGCGUGUUUGUAUGUUCUGUUCGGCAGCUUGUCAAAGUCCUGUUCCUGGCACUUAACCAUCUUGGGUUAUUCUCCAACACACCAUCUGCUGUACAAAGACAUAAGCCACACAGAAAAAUUGCCACUACUCCGGAAUUGUGGAAGGUGUGUGGAGACCAUCAUGUCGUCGAAGAUGCAGAGUUCCAAUAACACAGCCCAUGCCAGGAGGACAGUCCAGCAGCUGAGAAUAGAGGCCAGCAUUGAGAGGAUUAAGGUGUCCAAGGCCUCAGCAGACCUGAUGCACUAUUGUGGAGAACAUGCUAAAUACGACCCUCUACUCAUGGGCAUCCCAGCCUCUGAAAACCCCUUCAAAGACAAGAAGCCGUGCACUAUAUUAUAGUAGCGGGACAGCUGAAAUCUCUUUGCUUUUUUAUUUGUAUAUUAUUUUAUAGAGAGAAAUAUGACAUUAAUACCGGUACACUAUUUGCCUUAAGGCCAGCCCAGCCCCACUCCCCCUAUUUCCUUGUGCUUUCGGUUGAUUCCCAAAUGUUAUCCUAGGGCCCAUAGGGCUCUGGUAAAACAAUUGUGCACUAUAUAGGGCAUAGGGUGUCGUUUUUGGACUCUUAUAAACAAGUGCCAUUUUGGUAGGAUCAGAAUCAUUGGUGUGCUCUCUCUUUAUCAGAUACAACUAAGACCAAAUAGCACCAUGAGACAAAAUGUAACAGGUCAUUGGUGACACAGAAACAAUGUUUUAGUUUAGUUCAAUCAGUCAUGAAUGAAUGAAAGCUCAUUCUGAGGCUCCUCUCAACAGAGACUGGUGUUCUUUCAGAUUGUUAUCUCAUGUUAUGCAGACUAAAUACUUGGUUUGAACUAGGGGUUCCCAACUCUGUAAUUUUCACAUCAGCCAGAGCAUAAAUAAUGCCAAUGGCCCUGAAGUAUAAAGCAUUGCACUUGCACCACACUCUAGUUAAACCUUUCAGCUCCUGAUUGCGUCAUCAGUCCCCACACAGUAGCUUCUUUGAGAAACAAUCAGUCUAGUUUGUAUAUUACUGAUAAAAGCCUGUAAUAACCCCAAUAUGUAAAUCACGCAGUCCCAUGACACAGGAGGACUCUAAAACCAGUGCUGAUGGGCUGGUAAGCUAUGUCUGUGUCCCAAAUGGUGCCCUAUUCCCUAUAGAGUGAACCACUUUUGAUUUGGGACUCAGGCUGUGAAUGUCCCGUCACAACAGGAGAGGGUGCCUGUCGUUUUGUAAGGGAAAGCGUAUGGCUUGCAGCAAUAGCCUCAUGAACUGGCAGGUUUAACCAGCAUUGUUUUGUUUCUGCAAAGACGUCAGAAAUCGUUUCAUUUUCAGGUGGGGGUAGAUUCGAACUAUCCCACUUCUAUGUCUUUUGUGAUGAAAGAAUGACUCUUUAAACUUUAAAGACUAAUUUUUAUCUCUUGUGAAUUUGCCAUGCCUUUGCCUUAGAAACCAAACUUUGUGACUUUGCAUAGUUGUCUUACUUGUAUGUGGUACAGUAGAUAGGUAAUGUAGCAGCAAUAUGAAGUGUUGCAGAUACCAUUUAACCCUUUAAAUGAUUUUACUAUGCCUUACAUUGAUGUAAACGUUGUUGUUCCAUAAUGAUGUCUCUAUUUGGCUGAAGGAGAAGAAGUUAAGAUCACAAUCACGUCUAUCCAAUGUACAGAUGUAGGAUCGUAAUUUGAUCACCCUGUUGUUGUAGGACAUUUCCUGCACAGCAAACUUGCAGUGUAUUUGAGGUUUUAAAAAGUGUUCUCAAGUUUGUCAUUUCCACUUUAAAAUGUCAGAUUGGAUUUGCCCUAACUAAAAAUGUAUCAAAAAUGUCCAUUAACUAUAAUCCACAUAAUGAUUAACAUUUCCUGUUGCUGCAGGAUUAUUUUCCUGCUGUGAAAAACUGUUAUUAAGACGCUACAUCUGUACCAGCACCAGAGGAAACUGGGUGCUAAUCUGUUUCUGCUAUCGUGCCAACUCCUUAACACAUUGUAGUGGCAAACAAAGAUAAAAACUGUCUUGACAAGGACAUCAAUGGAGUAAGCAAGAGCACAGACAGAUCUGGAACCAAGCUAGAAAUGUAAAGGUUUUCUGAUUUGUAUUUUAUUGCCAGUGCUUUUAAAGUGAUUCACUGUAAUAACUUUUUAUUGAUAGAUGUACGACUUCUAUUCUGACAGGGAUUCUGUGAUCCAUCGUGAAAUUUGUGACAACUGUUAUUAUGAUCUCUUCUUGAGUGUGAACAUUCCAUGUUUACAAUAGCUGCUCCGUUGUCUUCUUUUCAACUCUCUGAAUGGUCAUGCGUUGAAUAAUAAUUGUUAUUGUGUGUUUGGGAGAAUGUAUUUUUUUUGUCUGUGCACGUGACUUUCAAAGGCAACUCGGAGACCAUGGUCAUGUUCAUUAGGGCGGACAAUAGCAAAACCGAAAACUAAAACAAUUAGACAAGUUCAGGUACAUACCUGGUUCGCUUCGUUUUCUACCAAAUGAACAUGACCCAGCUUAACCAGCCAGGGCCUUAGUAUUAAAGUAGUCUCGUUUUGACAUUUCACCACUACUUUUUAGCCACACUCUUCAAACAACACUAUACUAAUACUGUGAACAAAUGAAUCAAUACAUCCCCAGUGGAUGCAGGGAGCACAUCUUUGAAGUGCUUGUCGCUAUUCAUCUGUCAGUAUCAUUAUUGGCAAUACAAUAAGUUGCUCUUAUACCAGUGGGUUAAAGCCUAUAAUUACUAUAGACUGCUAUAUAUAGAGACAGAUGUCAGCACCAACUGAAACGUCCCCUCAUAGUAGGCUAUUUGCCUCCAUAUUCUGUGUAAUCUUGGCAACCUACAAUCGAAAAUCUCAUGUCAAAUACUAUUUACAUUAAGUAGUCUGUCCACAAGAGAUUAUAUUCGGUGUGGCUUUGAAAGCUCGCUUAAAGUUGUGUGUUCCUGUAUGAUGUGUUUCUGCACUUGCUUCUUCUCGCUGUUAUGUCACUGCAUAUACAUUUACAAUAAAAAGUCAAUGCUA